CCCCUUUCUCGGACUGGCAGUCUCUCCUGAAGCCCUCCUCUUUGUUGCACACCUUUCAGAACACCUCGAUCGAAGCUUCAUAGUCGGCAACGGCGAAUAGUACAGUACAAUAAAGCUGCUUGUUCUUUAGAGACAGAGGCCUAGACUAUCUUGUCGUCCAACGAAAAAGUCACUCGAUGUUGACCUCACAGACGGCCUCUGAAGAACCAUCCACUGGGACAGCAAUGACCGCCGCAAAGGACGACGCUUUCAGCAGAAAGCUAAAAAGUGUGCGACGCUCCUCUGCCGAGAAGCUCGAUCUCGAUCUGUACAACGACCCUGCGGUGAACCACCGACUAGCGCCCACCUCCAGCCUCGCAUCCGAAAUGAAAGUGACGAAAACAGUGUCGCAACAUACUUCCUCAACACAUGGGAUCAGCAGCUUAUCGCCCACCGACGAAUCCGUAGCGAUGAUGUCUCAGGUUUUGCCCCUGCGACAAGAGGCGAGUGGACGUUUGUCACGGUCGCCAAGAGGAUACCCAGAAUCUCCAACCCCGGCACCUUCAAAACCAAGACAAGUACGGGCAGCGGACCUGAUAUCAUCCACAAAGCCGUCUGCGAGUCCUUUAUCUCGUGAGCUCCAGAACGCAGAAGCUUCUCACCGCAGUCGUUCAGCGCCAGCCGAUGAGCCUGUCACAUCAGAGCGAUCAAUUGGAGACGAAACGAUUGACAAUCUCCGCAGAUUAUCCGAGAUCAGCGGUCCAAGUCCUCGGAAGAGAGUGCAGUCACAAGAUCGGGAGGUGGAUAUCGAGGGGGAGGAGGGCGGGGAAGGAUGGGAGGAGGAUGCGCUGAAUCUGGGACUGUCGCUGGAUUUGGGGAUGGACGACGAUGAGGCGUAUGCGGUUGACGAAACGGCGGAGGCUAUGGAGAUUGAGACGUACCUGGAAGAGGAAAUAGCUCGAAUGGAAAACGCGAAAAUAAGUAAACUUGCGCCUCUGGCCGCCGAAGAAGAGCGGAGGCUAAAGGAACGAAACGAGCUACUUGACACGGUGUUGAACCGACUUCGAGCACAAGAGAAGGAGUUGAAGGAGGCGAAGGAGCGGUUGAGCAUCCAGUUGGAGCAUCAUCGGAGAUCGCUGUGGAUUCUUGCGGAUCAGCGUCAGAAGCUGGACGAUGAGCGGGCUUCGGCAUGGUGGGCCACUGGCAUCUUCGACAUUGAAAUGUGAGUCCUCUGUCGAAGGACCCGUCGGACUCAGAUGGACCUUGGGACUGAGCAUCUUCCACCCCUCUCAAACAGAACAAUCCGGAAGCUUUACUACCCCGCCUUCCUCGUCGUCUUCCUCCACGUAUACCUCGUAUUCAUCGAUCAUUGGGUGAACUCCAACUACCCACCACAAUGUUCGUAAUGUACCCCAAUCUGUGAGGACGCAGGGGUCUGUACCUAGUACGGGGUCUUUCAGGCCCUCCCAUGAGAAUCA
Fimicolochytrium jonesii is the source of this 1457-nucleotide messenger RNA. RefSeq lists its product as uncharacterized. Lineage: Eukaryota; Fungi; Chytridiomycota; Chytridiomycetes; Spizellomycetales; Powellomycetaceae. Bases 177 to 1205 code for a protein of 342 amino acids. The record is from RefSeq and is a predicted model, not a curated record. The transcript has 4 exons.